Messenger RNA from Aspergillus welwitschiae, 703 nucleotides. RefSeq lists its product as uncharacterized. The annotation marks the transcript as partial. The record is from RefSeq and is a predicted model, not a curated record. NCBI's taxonomy places the organism in Eukaryota, Fungi, Ascomycota, Eurotiomycetes, Eurotiales, Aspergillaceae. The transcript has a single exon.
CUUGCGUCCAAUGAAUCGAAGGGACCCGUCAGCCGUGUACUGUACUAGAUCGCCUGUCUUAUACAGCCGGCCAAGGUCUGCGGGUUGACAGUCACGACGGAAACUAUGCAGCCAUAAUGGCGGAUCAAUGAAUGCCGCCGCUGUCUGUUCUGGGUUGAGAUAGCCACGCCCGAUAAUUGGACCCUCAAUCAGCAGCUCGCCCACCACCCCGAUAGGGACUAGUCGUUCAUGGUUCUCGCGAUCUACUAUCCAGCAUAUGCAGCCAACUGCCCACCCGAUAUUGCCCACAUCUGAAGCUGACUCCAAAUGAGUUUGAACUGUACUUACCACAGCACACUCUGCUGGGCCAUAUGAAUUUAUCAACUGAACAUGCGGCCCCCAAAUCUCUAUAUCUGACUUAGUAAUCGGUUCUCCAAUGAGAGCCAACACUUCCAAUCCUGGCACAGUGUGGGGCUCCAGGGUCUUGAUAAUAGAGGGUGUUAGAUGUGCCCAUGUUGCCAUGUAUUUAUUGAUGGCCAUGGCUACAUUCUCUUUCUCUGCGAGUGACGGGACACAAUUACAGGCCCCGGAGAUCAGUGUCGUGAGUGUAUCGGAUAUACUGACAUCGAAUCCGUAUGAAACGAAUUGGAGGACUCUCGCUUUUGGUGUGAGAUGAAGCCGUGGGCCAUGUGAUGUCGCGCUGACAGAGAAAGCCGCAUGUGAG